AUGGAAAGUAACAAGCGCCUCAGGCAGGUCAUCAAAGAGAUGCGCUCCGACUUGAAAAAACUGGAGUCAGAAAACAAGGCCCUCCGAGUGAAGUUAAGUCAGAACGGUAAACGAACAGAAACGUUGGAUGAAGCAACAAUUUCAGCUCUGCACCAGCAGCUAAAAUCCGAGGAGGCGUUAACGCACGCUAACCUGCGCAGGAAUAUCUCUGUCCCCGUACUGGAAGAAGAACCCCGAGAUAACAGGAUGACGGUGCGACGCUACUCCAUAUCUUCCUUACGUGCCUUCACAAUUGGUAAUAAAUAUCAUAAAGCUCCAGAUCAAAAUCAAAGUCAUCAAAGGAGUGAACAAGAGGGACCAGAAUCGGCUGCAACUACUCACUCUUGUGCAAUAAUGAAAGUCAUGAAGGGCCAGGGGAUUCUUGCUGAACUGCCAGCGGCUGGAAGCUCCGAAGAGAAACAUCCUCAAGAUGCACCAUUCCAAGAAUACGAACAUAAGUGCAAGUAUAAAAUGAAAUCGGUAACAUUCCUUUUGCCAGUUGAUGUUGUAUCUCAUUCUGAAAAUCAAGGCUCUUCCCAGUGUUCAGGGUAUCAGAGUUGUGAUCAGCUGCCUCCUAUUCAGGAGGUCGACUUCUAA
Messenger RNA from Mobula hypostoma (lesser devil ray), 636 nucleotides. Its product is annotated as putative coiled-coil domain-containing protein 195. The transcript has 3 exons. Lineage: Eukaryota; Metazoa; Chordata; Chondrichthyes; Myliobatiformes; Myliobatidae. The record is from RefSeq and is a predicted model, not a curated record. Bases 1 to 636 code for a protein of 211 amino acids.